Messenger RNA from Linum tenue, 540 nucleotides. Lineage: Eukaryota; Viridiplantae; Streptophyta; Magnoliopsida; Malpighiales; Linaceae. The record is from the annotation of a GenBank genome assembly.
GUUUUGAAAGUGGCGGUGUACAAAAUCCCCCCGCGUUCCACCUCCGUCGGCUACAAGUGCGGGGAGUGGCUGCAGUCGGACAAGAUCUGGUCGGGGCGGCUCCGGGUCGUUUCCUGCAAGGAGCGGUGCGAGAUCCGGCUGGAGGAUCCGAACUCGGGGGAACUGUUCGCGGCCUGCUUCGUCCCGCGGGGGCAGCGGGAGACGUCGGUGGAGCUGGUGCUGGACUCGUCGCGCUACUUCGUGCUCAAGAUCGAGGACGGCGCAGGGAGGCACGCCUUCAUCGGCCUGGGGUUCGCCGAGCGAAACGAGGCGUUCGAUUUCAACGUCGCCCUCUCCGAUCACGAGAAGUACGUCCGCAGGGAGCACGACAAGGAAACCGGGGAGAGCAGUGCCGCCGGUGCUGCCGACGACAUCGACAUCCACCCCGCCGUAAAUCACCGGCUCAAGGAAGGCGAGACGAUUCGGAUAAAUGUAAAGCCUAAGCCGACUAGCAGUGGAACCGGAAUGCGUUUUGGGGGGUUUUUUUUUUGUCUUAAAUGA